Porites lobata is the source of this 23109-nucleotide messenger RNA. Lineage: Eukaryota; Metazoa; Cnidaria; Anthozoa; Scleractinia; Poritidae. The record is from the annotation of a GenBank genome assembly.
AAUUCAACAUGGCGGAUGCUACUCCGUUACUUUCGUCGCUCCUUUCUUUAUAUAUCCUCUGACCGUGUUUCGCAUUUAUUGGGAUGGAGGGAACAAGCAACAAAUCUCACAAGUCAAGACUUUUUACAUCAAACGUUCUUUUGCAAAAAGAUGAACUGGAAGAAGUAGGUUUUACAUUUUUAUAUUCUCUAUUUGAAAUCGAUGGUAGAUAACGGGCCUGCGAGUUUGAUACGGUAUGGUUUGUUCUUGUUUUGCAGUUUAAUCAGUUGUGUUCCACUUAGAGCACAGCCCUUUCAAAACACUGAAGGGUCGUAAAAAAAUAUGGACGGUGGUCUGGAGCUUCUCAUGAGUUUUUCGAGUACUGAAACCAAUACUUAUGCAGUCUUGAAUUUACCCUGCUAGCAGAGUCGCUUCGAUCUUUCCUAGAUAAGUCGGGAAAGAGGAAGCCUUCCUCUUCCCGACUUAUCUAGGAAGAUCGACGGAGACUCUGUUCGCAGGAUAUCUUGAAUUGAACUCCAACUUCUUCUUCCUAGCUAGAUAAGCAACCACCAGUGCUGAGACCUUAUUAUUAUUAUAUAUUUGUAAACAUAUCACGAGAAAAAGGACAAGAGUGCAGGGGGGCAGGGAUAUUUUCCGGGCUACUCUAACUAUGACCCCCAGCUACCUUCAUAGAAAACAAGAGGAAAUAAAAAUAGAAACAAAUAAACUUCGUAGCUGUUUAAUUCUCUGCCUAAAAUUGUAUAUGCCAGAAACUUGAGCUCUAAGAGAUAGCCUUGUCGUACAGAAUUCACAGAUCUGCAUUUUGGUGGAACAUUACAUUGGUAAACAUGGUAAGGCCUGUUACCUUAGGUAUUGAGGUCCUCUAGUCCACCAUAUUGGGCAAUACUACAGUGUAUCUGCAAUAAACCGUCACCUCUUCACAAAUUCAUGCUGUGGUUGCAGUGGCUAAGUAGAUGAAGAUUCAUGAGGGGGGUGAAUAGGGGUAUGCAAAUCCGCCAAUCUGUCAGGGCUGUCAGUAAGGGCAGGUAGCUGGCCAAAACCUCUGCCUAGUUUGCCAUCCUUAGCUGGCUACGUUCAUCUCCUUCUGCCAUAAAUGAGUCAUAAAUGCUAACAAAAAAUAAGUACCAUCUAAUAAAAUUUUAAAGCAUCUGUUUCCCAGUCUUGAAUGACAUUGAACACAUAUUUAAACAGGUAUAGAUCUGUGAAAUAUUCAAACCGCGUGAUGUCAUGGAAUGCCUGGGAAAUUUUGAUGGCAUUGUUCCCAGUCUUGCGUGUAUUCUGACGAAACAACAUGGCAUCCAUGGUGGAAAAUACCUCUUGAAACCCCCUGGAAAUGGACGUCCGAUACUCUAAAUUUCAGAAUGUCUCUAGAUGCCUCGGCCCUUAAAAACUUGUGCCUUUUUUGCGAGUUCCAAAGCCACUACUAUUCAUUAUCAGCAGAGCCUGCUACUUAAAAACUUUUUGACAGCCCUGUCUGUUAUGGUUUAUUGACAAAAUCUGCCCUUUCAUUUUUGCCCUGAAUCCGAAAUCCAGGCAAAAAUAUUUUAAUUACUCGCAAAGUCCAAAAUCCGGGCCCAAAAAAUAGAUGAAUCCAUAAUCCACUGCAAUUGCAGGAUCCCAAAGUCCGUUAAAAUCUCACUUUGAAUCCGAAAUCCGGGCAAAAAUAUUUUCAAAAUCCACUGAUCCGUUCACCAAUUCACCCCCAUGUUCAGGUAUAAGUGACGGUAUUCACAAAGCAUUAGUUGUAAAAGGCCGUGAUUUAAAUGCUGUAUUCACAGUUAAGCAUAUUGCGUUUCUUUUUUCAUUUUUCUUACUUAUAGAGGUUAGAGAAGUGUCAUGGAAUACUCUCCUCUGUGAUUUCAAAUCUUUCAGAAAAUGAAGCUCAUGAUGCUCUUAAUCAAAUGGUUAGUAGAUUAUGAAAUAUUUGUAUCCUUUUUACCAAUGGUGCAACUCCUGAUCUCACCCGGUUGCUUAAUCUAAUCAAAAUUAUAAUCAAAUUCCAAAGUGGAAAAUAAAGCUAUUUAGAUCAUUUCACCAGAGAGCUAGAAGUCAACCUUUUACUCCCAAUUUUGGCUAAUGUAAACAAUUCACAAAAAAAAUCAAUUUUUUAAAAAAAAAUUGAGAUAUAGAAUACUAUUCAAAGUUUUUGCCUAAGAGGUUUAAUUUGAAUGGUAAGACCAUAGGAUUUUGUCCAUGGAUUCCUAUUUAAAGGGGAAAUAAUCUGGACAUUAUCUAAUCUAGGACUGAAAGGGUUGGAAAUGUCUUAUAAUUCACAAAAUAACGUAAUAAUCAUUCAAAUAAUAAUAAUAAUGAUGAUGAUGAUGAUAAUGAUGAUGAUAAUAAGGACUUAGAGAUCAAAAUCUCAAGGACAUGGGGCCUUGAAACGGAAACUGUGCCUGCUAGUGAUUGAAGCACUUGGCCUAGAUAAAAAGGGCCAGGGAAAAUACAUUGAAAAAAUUUGUCAAAAAAAUUCCUGGAAACAUCAAUAUUGAGGACCUCCAAAAGAUCAGCCUGCUGGGCACAGCCCAAAUUUCAAGAUAAGUGCUCUCUACCACCAACUAGAUAACAACGCCCCCAAAGCCGCUACCAAGGAAACUGGUAGCUUGUCAGACUUCUGGCAAUAAGAACUGCGAAACAAGAAAAAGAUAAUAAUGAUAAUGAUAAUAACAAUAAUAAAUCACUUGAAUGGACUCUUUAGGCUUCAAAAAACUAAUACAUGUACACCACAGGAUGUUUGCUUCAUUCCUCCAUCUCCUGUAUCUACUUUGUCAGGUUUGUAAAGGUCCCCAGCAGCAUGAGGAAGCAUCUUUAGGUUUGUUGUAUGUCAUACUAGUGGAUCCACCUGCUGCACCAAAGGUGAUUUAAGAUGCUUUAAAGUAAAGCUGAGUUUAAACUGUUAAAAUUGUGAAAGAUUUUUUGCCAUCAAAAUUAUGGUUUGUAGGGUAUAUGGCACUUCAUCAACCAUGUAGUAGUAUUUGUUCAAACUCUGAACUUGUGUUGUCUUUAGUAGCAGUUUGUAGAUAGUGGUUUUUUUUGCUUGCAUAAUUAUGCUACAGGUCAAUUUGAUUUAAAGUCAAAAAUUUGUAACCUAGGUUGAGACAAAAGGAAUUGAAAUCAACUGGAGUAUGUUAACAAAUUUUGGUCUGAAACCAAAUUAAUUGACUUGUAAUGUACAUUUUGGUAUAUUAUAUGUGUUAUUGCCCAACUCUGGGGUCAUGUUUAGUGGGUAUUGGCUAUGUUAAGGUUCAAUUUUAUCCUUUGUUUAACUUGGAUAUUCCUUUGUUUUGGGGUAUGGUUUGAUGAUGAGUUUCAAACAAAGGAAUAUCAAAUUUAACCCAAGGAUAAAACUGAACCACAACAGCUACAUUCCUUCUUUUGGUCUCUUUUGGUCCAUAAAAACACAAACUGGACAGGUACCAAUAAAAUGUUCAAAAUACACGUAUAACCACAAGGAAUAUAUUAUUAGAAUUUUAUUAUAAUAAUUAUUAUAAUAUUAAUAUUAUUAUAAUAAUAUUAUUAUUGUAUUAUCACCUUCUUUUUCAAGGCUUUCCGAGACCUAACUUAUAUCACCAGAGAUGGACUUAGUUUGAUUAUCACGAGAUUGAUUGGCAUUGUUACUGACAAGCUUAGUAAACUACUGGACACUGUUAGGACACAGGUAGUAUUAUCACAAUGUAAGCUUAUUUAUUUUAAAAAUUUGAAAUUUCUAAGUUCCUUCAUAUGUUCUAAGUAGGAUGUGGGUUUAAUUCAGGUCAAUUUGAUAGAACUGUGGUAAAGUUGCAGUGGCAAGCUAUAGUCUAUGAGCCAAUUUGAAUCCUUGGUCAGCAAAGAAAUCGUCCCUUAGUAGCCUAUUCCAUGGCCCAUGUCUGCCCAAUGUUUGAUCAAGUGAGGCUCCCUUUGAUUAUAACUGAUGAGUCAUAGCAGCCUAGUCCCCAGCCUAGUCCCCAGAUGUUAUUCUUAUAUCUAGUAUUACGGUCAUGAACGCAAUCACGCAAUGAACGCAAUAUUUGAGAGAAGUUCAUUCCACAUUUAUUAGCUGCUUUUCUGGGGAACAAAAUGUUUUCCCAUGAUGUACUUGAAAAAUAGCAUCCUUUUGCCAUUCAUUUCAAGAGAAGCCAUGAGUUACAAGUGAUGUUAUUGUCAUUGACAAAAUGAAGAUCAAUAAAAUGACUUGAAAUAAUUAUUUGUAUUAGUAGGGCAGAAGGGCCUAUCUGCUCUCGCAUUCACCUGUUCAUUAGCCCAACAAAAGGUCCUUGUGGUUUGCAAGUUAUUGUAUUGGCCUAAAACAUUGUUUUACUUACUGUGUGUAGGUGUUGUGGCUCUCUGGUGAACUUGUGAAAAGCUCCAGUCCUGGUGUAGAAGGUCUGUGUCAAGCUCUUCUGAGGCAAAUUUCUGGAGGGGAUAACUCCCCAUCAAAUGUCUGGCUUGCAGAAAAUGUUCUGGGAUUAUUAAACAGCAACAGGUAUAAAAUUCAUUCCUUAGCUUUGGCAUCUGGAUUGAAUGAAUGUAAAAGAUUUGUAUAACAUGUGUACCUGUUUGUUGUUUGUCGUUGAAGUUUAAUAAUCAUUAUUAUUUAUUACAGGAGUAAAGUAACCAACACAGACUCCAAAAAAAAAUUGUAUUAGCAACCCGGGUGUUUAAAUUAUUGAUUUGGCAAUUGGAAGUGGUCUCAUUAAAACGAGGGGCUGUCUGAGUUCAAAUGGCAGUCUAUCUUGUCUUCAUUUUCACAUUAAUAUGUGUCAGAAUUAUUCCAAGCCACUGCCUGCUUUGGCUAGUUCUAAUGUCUAUCAUGUAAGUUAGUAUUGAUACCUUGCAGUGAGUAGUUUUGGUGGCUACGUUAUACUGCUGCUGUUGGUUUAGGGACACUGGAGUAAAGCCAAAGAAAAAUAAUACUUUUGCUCAUGAUUAGAGAUGCAGGUAAUAAAUAAUCAAAAGGAGCCACUGAAAAUCAUUCUAAACAAUGUGCUUGUAAGCAUGAUAAAAUUGGUUUUGGUUGAUUAUAUUAAUAUAAUAUUUUUAAUAGUAAUGUUGUGAGAGAGUUCUGAUUCAAUCAUAAAUUUAACGAUUAAAUGCAAAACAAAUGCAAGGAAGGAGUUACUGGUCAGUAAGUUUCAACAUUGAAUUGAAAACUGGGAGGGUUUGGAAACAAGAUAUUUAUUUUUUUUAUUUCUUCAAGAACAUGGUUGGAGAAAAAUCCAAUUCUGCUGGCAACUGCUGUUUACACUUACCUCAGACUACUGGAGGAUCAUGAAGCAGCACCUUUCAAAAAUUUACGGCAGAUGGAAAUAGAAUUCUGUUCAUCUCUUCUGAGAGAAAAGGUACCGUGAUAUAUUCUGUAGUAGUUUCUUUAGAGGGCAACUGCCAGCCUAAUAUAGACUUUCUUUAAAAGUUUUUAACACCCUGGUUGAUUUAGGAAAUACACAGAGGUAGAGAUCUUGUUCAUAAAGUAACAAAACAUGCUGUUACUAGCCAAUAGUGAACAAAUAAGUAUGAUUAUGACACGUGAAUAGAUAUUGGUAUUUCAAACAAGGGAUGUGAUUUCUGAAGUGACCUAUGUGGCUGGAUCUGAUUGUAGCUAAGCGCAAGUCAAAAAGAGUGACCACACUUCAAAAAGUAUAUUCUGUUUUUAUUGCUUAUUUUGUUUGUUUGUUUGUUUAUUUGUUUAUUUGAUAUGUUUUUUAUUUACAGACAACAUAGUGCUGUCACUGUACUAUUUAAUACUGUUGUUGAGAGGGGAUGACCUCAGGAAAAUGGACAUUAAAUUGAUAUUUAUUUUUAUAUCUUAGUUUACGGACUGCAUUCCUAUUGGGAGAGAUCUCGUGCGACUGUUACAAAAUGUUUCAAGGUUUGCUAUUCAUUUUUUAUUGUACGUUUAAGAUGACUGUCUUAAUAAUGCACCAUAUGAUUGUGACAAAUUGCUUCCAUCAGUUUCUGGAGCAGGAUUUGUUCAAGUAAGGAAGGAUCCUUGACUGUACCAUUAUACCUCCAAAUAAAACAAUCAAAAUACCCAAAUUUUCUGAUGGAAAUCACAAGUUGUAUUAAUGAGCGUUACUAUAAAUUAUAGCUCACUUUAAAAUCCUCUAAGACUAUCUACCAUAUCCCCCAAAAAACCUUAAGCUGUAAUGGUUGAGUCAGCAAAGGUCAAGAUGUCAGAGUAGUAGUACAUUACAGAAAAUACCGUAAUAUUCCUUAAAUUGCGGUUUGGGUGGUGCUUUGUGUACAACCUUAGUAUGCAUUAUGUUUUCUGCAUGAUUUGCUUAUGCAAUGCAUUAGUUUGUCGAAAUUUUGCUUACUCAGCAUAUUUGCAGGCAAGUAUAGUUGUGCUAAUGUUCAACGUUGGCUUAAGCAUAGUUUAGUACCUUGAAUUUGAUUUACAAUGAGGGAAGUGAGUUGAAAAAACUCUUUUAUCAGAAAUAAAGCUACAGGUUCUAGUUGGUGCGAAGUCCAAUUUAUUUUUAUGUGCUUUUGUAACUUAAAAGGCAGAAUAAUCUCACAUUAUAGGUUACUCUAUAUGGUACUUUGGAAAUGGGCAAUUGCACAUGCAAUUUAUGCAAAGAAGGAAUUCAAAACUAACUCAGAAGUAAGGGUGACGUGAAAUUCUAUGCAAACAGCAAUUUGAGGCUAUUACGAGAUUUUUCCAUGAAAGUGGCGUAUACUGUUUGAAUUGGCUGAACAUGUAAUUUCUUGAUUUCAUUAUUAUUCUCAUAAUUGUAAAAAAUUGUCAGUGAAUGAGCCUAAAUAAGUACUUGUCAUUAAAUUAAAUUGAUGUUGUUGCCAGGGAUGAUGAAGGUAUGUGUUAUAUUAGAACUAAACAGCCAUGUCUGAUCAGUGAUGAAGGACAGUUUAGUAGAUGUAGUCACAGCUUGUCAUCUACCUUGAUUACAGUAAGCUGAGUGAUAUUGUUAUUGAUCAUCACAGGAAGGUCAAUUACCUUAUUGCCAUCUUGAAUCAACUGCUUUUUACAUGUUUGACUCACUAGAAUACCAGAAUUCACUGCAUUGUGGAAGGACAUUCUACAUAAACCUCAGUCACUUUGUCCACAGUUUACAGGUUUGUAAAGUGUUGCACUGCUAUGAUUGCUGAAUAUGAAAUUAACAUUUUCUCGAAUGCACCCACUGUUGGCUAGUCACUACUACUAACCCACAAGUUGUAAAAACUUUUUGAUCAGCAGGACUGAUUACAGUUCUUCUGUAAUUUGAACCCCCCAAAAAAACUUCACUUGCCCAUCAUCAAGUUAUGAAGAGAGUUCACUUACCAAUUGCAAAAUCCAGUAGCCUGGGUUUAUCAGAUUCAACUUUCAUCGGAUGCUGUUACCUCUGGCUCAAAUUGCUCUGGAAAUUGCAGGCAAGACCGCUGGCAUGACUAAUAAAAAAGCCUACUUACAUGUACCUUUCCCUUUGCUACAUCCCUAGCUGGGCUGUGAUGUUUAAUGUGUUUUAAUACCAGGAAAAUACCAUGAGCUAUUAACCCUGUAAGUCCCAAUAAUGACCAACAUCAAUUUUUUCCUGACAAUAUCCAUACAAUGUCAAGAGAUUAGGUUGUGAGAAAUAAUAAAAUGAUCACCUACAGUAAGAGAAAAUGCUUUGAUCUUUUAGCAAAUUCUCUCAACUCAUUCUUACUGUGUACAUAGAGAUCAAUAGGAGAAUUUGUACAUGAAUAUUGGGAAUAUUGAACUUAUAAUAGAACAUGAACUAUUAAUAGUCCUGUUACAGAAUUAUUUUAUGAUUUCAGGUAUCUCACAACUGCUUUAUACUAGAACAUCAAGGAGGUUUUUAGCAUGCAGACUACAUCCUGAGAUGGAGAACAAGAUUUUGUUUUUAACAUCCAAAGUAUGAUAAAAAUUCAUGAUACUCUAAUCACACUGAAAUUAUUACAAAAUAUUUUGUAACUAAUCUAAAUGAUCACAAAACACAGAAUAGGAGCGGGCAUCUUGUUUAUUGAUGCACAAUAUGAGGUGAGUGUAGAGUGUUACAAAAAAACAACGUUACAGUUUUAUAAACUCAGGAAAAAUUAAAACAGUAAAUAAAAUAAAAAAUUAGGGUUGACGGAGAUGCCUCGAAUGGCCCUUGCAGAGCUUAACAAACCUUAAAUAAUCUACUAGCCCCUUGAGACACCUUACAAGCAUGCCUUAAAUACUUUUGCAGGUAUUAUGUAACAUAGUAAACAUACUCUUGUGAAACUAACAAAACAUUACAAAAUAUAUUAAUAAAGUUAUUAUGACUAAUAAUCAUCAUUAAAUGACCAGAGGAGAUAAAAUAUUUCUUGGUUUGAAAAAAUUAAAGUACAAACCAGUUUAAUGUUUGGUUUUCUUCGUCUGUUGUUGUGUUUUUAAUUCCAACACAAAGGAAACUAAAAAUUAAACUUGUUUGGAUCACUAAAACAAGCCAAAGGACAUCUGCAUUGCUUUUCUCACAAUUCCUCACCUUUUUUCCUUUGUAUAGAAAAUGUGAACUGUCUAACAUGUUAGGUGGAUGCACAGUGCAGUAUAUCUGUUCUGAACUAAGUGUGAAAUAUUCAUGUAACAUAGAUACAUGUAUAUUAAAAACAUUUGAAUGUGGCAAUAAAUCGCAGUGGAAAGGAAAACGUUCGGCCCUCAAGUCACAAAGGAUGAAGGAGUGAAGUUGACCAAAAAGAAGAGUGCAGAAAAUGAGGAAGUAUCAACACAGAGUUGAAACAAUUAUGGAUUACCAAAAGAGCACAAUCAACUGCCUUAGUUCAGAUCGGUAUCUGUUUGAUUGUAGAUAAUUAUUGUUGGGCAUGGUGGUGAGAUAAUUUGAUAAUUUAUUAUUCAUUGUUGCAGGUACGAUUUGGCCAGCAAAAAAGGUACCAAGAUUGGUUUCAAAAGCAGGUUAGUUUGAGAUGCCUAUGUCUCAAUAUUCCUUUUUUCAUUUUAAGUGCCAUCUGUUAGCUCAGUUUUUUUUCCAAAUAACCAGUAAAUCUUUGAUUAAAAACGUUUUAAGAAGUUUAAAAAAAUGUUGAAAAACAUGAUGAUGUUUAUAGACAUUCUCGGACAUCAUUAUCAAGUCAAAAGAAAAUAGCGUAUGCUCCUUCUAUAAAUAACAAGAAAAAUCAAAAGAUCAUUUCAAAGAAGAUGAACAUAAUAAGAUAUGUCACAAGUUAAAUGACAAGUUUCUCACUAAUGGAAUUAGCUCUGAGUAUUUAAGACUGGACCUGAGUUCUUUGAUGCAUAACAUCUCACAAAGAAGGCAAUCAAAUUUCCCAUGGCACUUCUUUAGAAUGCAAAAUUUACCCUUAAAAAUAUUCUUUUUUAAACAGUAAAAAUUAAUGUGUCAUUCUAACUUACAUGGUUGGUGAGCAAAUUAAUAUCCCUAAAUCUCUACUUAGAGGCAUCGUCUUUUUUUAUUUCAGUAUCUCUCAUCUCCUGAAAGUCAAACCUUGCGUGCUGAUCUGAUUCGAUACAUUGUUGGUGUGGUUCAUCCAUCUAAUGAGGUGCUAUGUUCUGAUAUAAUACCAAGGUGGGCCAUUAUUGGCUGGCUCUUAACAUCCUGCCAAGUAAGUGAUAAUAAAUUACUUUGUAGUAAAUGGGUUUUAAUAAAAUUAUUGUUGGGAUGGGAAUUUCAGCGGAUUGUGCAUAAACUAUACAUCUUCUCACACCAGUAUUUUUAAUACCCUCCCUCUGUAUGGUUCCUAUUUCAGACUGUGGUUUCCACUGCAAAUGCUAAACUUGCCUUAUUCUAUGACUGGCUUUUUUACCAGCCUGACAAAGACAACAUCAUGAAUAUUGGUGAGAGGUUUUAGAACUAUUAUAACUAUUUUUGCUACUCUUCAUUGGCAUCAGCAUUGGCUACCUGUGGAAUCAUAUUUGCUUGGAACAACAGAAUCUAAUCUGUAUUAUUCUAUUUUCUAAUGUAUUUUAUGUAUUUUUUUGUUGUUGUUUAGAGCCAGCUAUCUUGUUGAUGCACCAUUCAAUCCGGAGUCAUCCCACAAUCACCAGUACUUUGUUGGACUUCCUUUGUCGCGUAACAACAUUUUUCUUUGAUCUAUCUCCCCACCCCCCCAACUCACAAUUGUAUGACCGAGGUUGUGACUUGUUUCUGGCACAAUACAAUAAUUUCCAGACAUAUUCGGGACCAUAGGCAGUAAGUGGUUCGCUGGAAUCAUUGUACAUUUUGCCUUUGAAAUAUUUUCCCUUGAGUCAAACAAACAAAUGCUAUAAGAGAAAUUUUAGUUUAUGGCAAAAUACCCAAAUGGAUAUUGUUAGACAUCGUUUGCAUCUGGAACCUCAUAUUUCAAAAUGAAAUUGACGUUGUGAUAUUGUCAAAAUGUGAGAGGAAUAAUUUCACGCUGUUUCUGUGGAAUAAGAACAGUCAUAAUUUGCAAAUUUAUGUAGAUCAAGGAACUUAAAACGUCCGUGCGCAAAUGUGUCUCAAUGUUGCCGUUAUUUUUACUGUUUCAAGAUCAUACCCAAUUACAGUACUUUACCAGAUAUCCAAGCAAGGCAAGGAGUUAUCAAGGCGUUUAGGCACAUUCUCAGUAAAAAGGUUGUAAUGUAAGUAAUGUUCAACAGUUUUUAAUAGCAAACAAACAAAUCUUUUUAAUUUGUUACCGAUUCACUUAUAUAUACAUGUACUUUUCUCUUUUUGACAACUGAAGGUCACUCUCUCCAUUACUGGACAAUCCCAAAAUGGAAAGAGACUUAAGAAUUGUAGUCAGGACCACUCUAGCUGAGUUCUGUGAUUCAGGUACAGUAAAAAUACUGUGUACAUAUUCUAGGCAUGUUUUGUCUCUGAAUUGUAACUGGUCAAAUUCUUUUUUGAUAUUACUACAAAAAUUAUAAACCAAUUUAGUUUAUCAACUGUGUUGUUCAAGUGAAUUUUCCACAGCAAAUUGAUAUAUGUUACUGAAUUUAUCAAGGCCAUUUCUUUGUCUAAGCGAUUCGCUCUGACAAAGUGCUGCCUCUGGAAGCGUCGACAAUUUUCUCUGUCGAGGGACCAGGGCUUGAAACGUAAGCUUCAGCAUCUUUACGGUGACAAAUUUACUCCAAGCAGUUCUCUUUAACUAGUUGAAAUUUGAUCUCGUUAUUUUAACUCUUUCAAAGAUAAUACGACACUUUUAGGUCGAAGUAUUUUUAGUAAAGGUUAUUUCAGUUCUUAUAUGAAGAAAGCCUAUACUUUCCAGUUUAUAUUUAGGGUUACAGUUGUUUAAUUUGAUUGAUUCCCAUAACAUUGUGGUUGUUUGGCCCAACUCCGACGUGCAUGCUGGAUUAAACUGAAGUGGUCUCUUCUUUAAAGGAGAGGAGUUUCUGUUUGAAAGACUUAAUUGUACUGGUAAAUUUUCCAGGUUCAAAACUAGAAGAGUCUUCCACAUCAGCUUUUAGCAAAGUUGAAAGUUCUUCUGCUUCAAAUGACAUGCUUGGUUCACUGGGCUCCAGAAUGAUUGGGGCAGCAGACAGCAAUGGCAGUAACAGCAGCAGCACAAAGGAUUCUGAGCUAGUGGACAGUGGGGUGGAUGAUGAACUUGAACAACCCGAUGAAGAAGCUGUCUUCUCUGACCCUGAAGAGGAUGAUGAUGGCGACGUAGCGCCUGGUAAGCCCAACGGCGCCGGAGGAAAAGAGAAAGAUUAUGAAUUCAAACCGAUUGAAAAGGAAGGCGUGGAUGAAAACGAAGAACGUGACAGUAGUGAAGAUAUCACUGAACUAGAAGAACUUGAAAAUUUAGGCGAUGAGUUGAAAGAGCUGCUUAUUAAAUUCUCUCAAGAAAGGUAUGCCAGUUAUUAAAAUACGGCAAGUAUCAGUUUCUUUCAGUUUUCUUCACGCUUACAGCGUUCGUUUUUUGUUUUUUUCAGUGAUGUUGGAGUGAGGUGUAGUCUAAUGGAAAAUAUUCUUAAGAGUAUCACAUCCCUGGUGAGUCAUUUCCUCAUCAGAUGUUUUAGUGUAAAACCUAAUUUUUAAUGCCCUGUUUGUAAAAAUCUUUCAUAGUCAUAUAUAAAUCUUUGCUUUUCUAAAUUAUACUUUCAACCUAUCUCGUCGGACUAGCUAAGUGAUUGUCUUUUAUAUGUGGCUUAAAGUGAUCAAUCGUCAUUUUGCUCUUUUUAACCUCAUAUAUGGUCAGGUAAUAAAUAUGAGUCCUUUUUCUCAACCGUCACAGUUUUGACUAUCGUUCACCGGUUCAGGAAACCUUCUUCGGCUAUCAGUAUCAUAUUAUUUGUUUCUGUUCAAUUACCCUCAAUUUAUAUGGGUUUCCAUUAAUCCUGAUGCCAGUUUAAACUUUUCAGGAUGAAUUUGAAGAUGACACAGCGAAAUCUCUUGCUGUUUGUCUUAACUUUUGCAUGGUGGAUGAUUUAAUGGCUCCUUGUAUCAUGAAAGACAGGUAAAUAUCAACAGAAUCAAUCAGAAGAUAACCAGCGCUGACUCUAACUGUCUGUUAAUGCCUAUUCUUCCUUAUAGAGCGGUUUUACAGUACAAUGUGAUGACAUGCGAUUGGUUUAAUGGACUCUGUCUCUUAUAACGGGCUAAACAAAUGUUAAGAUUUUGACUACGUUUUUCAAAGGUGUGAACUUUUCUCGCGCGUGUUGUUGUUUUUUUGCUUCUGUCGGUCAUAGUUGCGAUAAAACGAAAUAGGGCGAACUGAAUUGAAAUUGAUUCCUAUCCCCAGACGCUACUUUUCGAACCCGCUAAAGUACACCAAUGUUUCCUGAGCAGUCCGUUAGAGUGAUUGAACAAAGCGAAAAACGUUAAUGCAGAAAACGCUCUUAAUAUAAAACUCAGUAAUACCUUUAUAACGAUCUACAAGACUAACCACAAUAUUUCGCAAAUUGAAAGAAAAUAAGUGUUACUAAGACCUUAGUUAGUAAACCAAAGAAAGUCGGAAAUUUGUCAAAGCUGUUCAAGUUGUUGUUGUGCAUAUACUGUCUAAAUGAGGAAAAUGGAGUCCCAAAAUAGACAAUCUGUGUUUAGUUUGUUUGUUUUCUUUACUUUUCUGUAAGCAGGCCUUCUCCAAGAAAGACAAUUCAAAAGAAAAACAAUAGGGUAAAACAUUUCUGCAUCAAUCCAUGAACAUCUCAUGUAUGCUCCUCUCAUGUGUGACUUGUCUCCCCCCUCUAAUGUUUUCUUACAUUAUAACGGAUAUCUUUUUUGCUUCCAUUAGAAAUGUGGAGGACUGUUUGGACGGGCCUCUUUAUGUUCUCUGCCAGUGAGUAGUAUCUUUUUGUCUCACUUUUUAGCCUGAUUGGCUGACUCGCUUACUGGCUGACUAACAGUAAUUCUCACUAGUUGGCUGAGUGGCUUUACUACUGACUACAUUAUUGGCCAGAUAAUUAUCUGACUUUUUAGCUUAACUCAAAAGUGAAAGUUUUCAGCAACAAUCUGUAUAAAACAAACGUCUAUCCAGCAGAAUAGCCUGUGCCAGGCUCUCAGAUAGUAUAGUGGGAACGUAUUAAAACUAGUAAAGCGAAAAUAAGACGCGCACGACUCGGGAAAGGGGGUGGUGGCCCCCGCGCGUUUUUCGCAUUUCUUAUUACUGAACGACUUUCCACCACCAUCUCGGAGCCUGGAACAGGCUAGAAUACGAAAUGUCAUAUGACCGAUGGCAACGGGCUUUCGUUUGUUUAGAAUUAAAUCAUAUAUAAAAAAAAUUAGUAUAGUAUAGAGUCAAUAGCGUGAAAUUGUUUUGAUGAAUCAAAAUAGUUGGAAUCGUGCUUAUGUCUUUGAAUCUUGUUGCAGGAAUAUCUGCAUACUCCCCACACAUGACGUUGGUAGAGAACGUUAUCUGACAUUAUUAGGCGCUCUACACAGUGUGGAUAACAAGAUUGGAUAUCGAUUUCUUUUCUUUCUGAAAGCAAGGUUAGAUGUGAUAAGCCAAUAUAGCAGUACAACAACACCGCAUGAGAGGAAUUGAGACGUGCAUCAAUACAUAUAACAAUAUAUCAACACAUAUAAUCAAUACUUUUCGUGGAUGCUAAAUUAUUUUAGUAUAUACACACUCAGUGAUCUUGGUGAUUUAAGCAAUCUGAUUGGUUCGCUAUCUCGGACUAUUCAACAUUAAAAUCUUAAAAGCGUCCAGGAACAGUCUUGGCAAAUAUGUCGUUACGUCCAUGUUCAUAUUAUCCUUCAUUCAACUCAUAUCAGGGAGCUUAAGUAACAGCCACGGCGACGGCAACGAGAACGUCAAAAAAUCAAUGAAUGAAUGAAUGAACGAGUUAACUUUUUUUAUACACGGUAGUUAUUUCAAUAUAUAAAAGUUGGUUCUCAAAUUAGCCGUGUGAGCAAUUCAAACUAACUACAUGACAAUGAUUAAAACUAUCGUUACAAAUACUAAAAGUAGACGGAAUAUUAAGUAUUUAUUUAAAAAUAAUGAUAAUAAAACACCUAAUGCAAUUAAUUAUCAUGGUGGUCUCUCAAGUACGGCUUGAACCUAUUUAAUGUCGCUAAGUUUCUGACAUGAUUCGGAAAUUCAUUCCAUGCAAUUGCCCCACGGAAAGCAAAAGUUUUAUUCUAACGAGUUCGUUUGAGUUUUGGGCAACUGCAAGUCGAACUUACUGUCUCUGAGGUUGUAAUUGUGUCAGUCGAAAAAGCUCAUUUAAGUAUUCCCUGGUAUUCAGGUACAGCCGCAUUAUAAGCUUUAUACGUCAUGAUAUUCAUUUGUAUUCACCACUUAUCAGGCGGCGUUGGCUAACAGCUCUUUUAGAAUAUCACACGAUCUUACUUAACAGUCCACUUUUGUAAUAAUGCGUUCUGAUCUAUUUUGGAGUUUCUGCAAUUGAUCUGCACGCAUUUGUGAGCAAUUACCCUACACAAGGCUGCAAUAGUGAUCGAUAAACAGUGAUUAAUGUUCUUGAGUCCUUAAAACGAGAGACCUCAUUGUAUACAGCAUUCGCAGGCCAUUUUGAACUUCAGUUAUGUUGUGGGAUAUCUGAUUUUCCCAAGACAUCGUCUCAUCAGUGUAAACUCCCAGCAAUUUCGUGCUAGCUUUCUUCUCUACAGUUUUAUCAUAUAUGCAAAAUGUUAUGUCUUUAACUUCAAUGUUGUUUUGUCUAUAUCCAACUGUCAUAUAACAUGUUUUACAAGUGUUGCAGCUAAGCCUAUUGGUUUCUAGCCAUUUCUCAAUUGCUUCUAAGUCGCUCUUUAGUUUAGGUUCAAUUUUGCUGCUACUAGAACCAGAUAUUACUAUAAUCAUAGGUAUCAUCUGCAAACAUACCCGGGGUAGAAUGCUGCAGGCAAUUGGGAGAGUUCGUUGACGUAAAUUAAGAACAGUAAAGGACCUAAUGUUGAUCGUUGAGGAACACCAUAAGUUAUAUAUUCCUCAUCAGAUAAGACACCAUUAACAUAGCACUGUUGGCGUCUGUCUUUUAGGUAUGACUCAAACCAGUCAUCGAAGGCCUUUUUAAGAUCAAUAAAGACGUUACCGGUUAAUAGGCCUUCAUCCAUGUUUCCAAGCCAUAAAUCUGUCGCAAAUAUAAGUGCAGUACAAGUUGAGUGCAUACCUCGAAAUCCAGACUGAAAUUUUAAGACCAAGUUGUUUUCAGUGAAAAUUUCAAGGGCUUGCGUAUGCACUAUUCUCUCGAAUACUUUAGAGAUUGCCGGCAAUAUUGAUAUUGGUCUAUAGUUGUUAGCUACGUUUCUUUCACAGGAGAAACAUUGGCCUUUUUCCAGUCGUCAGGAAAUGUGUCAAAGCUUUGGUUAAAAAUAUCACAUAUCACAUCUGAAAAGUACGCUUGGGCUGGCAAGCUUGGAAGAAGCUUGCUUGAGAUUUUUUCUAGCCAAUUUUGUCUAAUGAACAGGUGAAAAUUAGCAAAACAAUAACCUACGCUUUUUUGCACAUUUAUUUACCUCACCGCACGACUACGACGAGGAAGUGCCUAAUUUCACGUUAUGUGUAGGACGUGAACGCAAGGCAACGACUUUCUUUUCCUUUUCCUGAACUUUCAUAGAGUCUUUUAGAGUGGAACUUCAGAAAAAUUUACCAACAUUUAAAGAAUUGAGCUAGAUGGAAUAAGCGCGAUUUCACCUUUGACGUUUUGGUAUCCGUCGCCGUCGUUGUUGCUUAAGCUCCGUAUUCUUUUAUCCGAGAUGGAUAUAAACGAUACGAAAAAGAAGCAAACCCUUUUAGGUGUGACAAGAGGAGAGCUGCAAAUAACAAUCGGUCAUUGGGCAAAAAUCUGCCCAUGUCCCACGAAAUCCUACAUACCUGAGGUCUGACAUGGCGACCAGACAGAUCCAUCAAAUACCAGACUAUCACUUUCUAGCUGAUGAUUUGCAACGGAAUGGAAGAAAUAAAAAGUUAACAUGAUGUAUUUCUAACAUCUUUUCUUGUUUGUCCGACUAAAAUGAAAUGAAGAAUUACAACCUGUCUGAAAGGUGUCUUACAUGGCACAUGUCCUUUAUCUAUAUGUAGGCGGGUUUGCAGAGUUAACAUGUGAUUUAAAUGCUUCCUUUGGAUUGUUACUGUGUUGAAAAUGCUGCUUAGGUUUUCAGGAGCACUCGAUGCCAUUGCUUGGACAGUGCUCCGCUUGUGCGUGAUAGCACUAUUCCUUAAGUAUGCUUAUCCCGUUAUUUUCUUUUUCCUUAUGGCCUUGGUAGUGUUCUGGACGAUGAACGACUUACAAUGUACGAAGAUUUUGCCAGCACAUUCCGAGGAGAGAAGACAAUUCAGGCUUGUUUAUGCGAAGACCUUAAGGUCAGCGGUUAUUUCUUGUUACUUCUGUCUCAGUCAAACUCUUGUACUUGUUUUGCAUCUCAAAAUUUUUUCCUCACGUUCUUGCUCUUUAGAUGUGAAAAACUUGUCUUUGUAGGUUUGUCAAGAUUAUGAUAUCAAGGCUUUUCGCUACAUCAUUUCAUCUAUUUACAAAAAGGUACGCGCACUUAAACGAAUUAAUCAUGUGUAGGAUUGUUUUUUGUUUGGUGACAGACCAAACACAUACUUCACUCGACCAAAGCAACAAUGUUAAGCCGAGAAGGAAUCACUUGAAAGAUUACGUUAAAAAGUGUGGUUUUCCGCUGGCUGAGGAGCGAACGAAGUAGGAAACAUUUUUCUCACACACUGCUAAGCUGGGAGUAUGAAUUCGAAUAAGCUGGGUGUCUUCAGUUCACAUGGUGUUUCAAAAUUCAGUUUGUUUUGUCGCGAUCCGUUAUUGCCUGACCUGCACGACCCACCCACCCCUCAUGUGUUUUUGUGUGCCACGCCCAACCACAUUUCACGUAGUGCCGCAGUUCUGGUUGUUCAUGUAUCUAGUAGCAGUUUCUUUUCAGCCGUUUUUAGUUCUUCUGUGCUGUAAUACUGCUGAUUUGUGGUGUUGUUAUUAAAGGUCAGGCUGCUUGGUUGGUUUUGCAUUGCUCCCAGUUGUGUGCGAGAAAGCCGAAAUGUUUCUACUUCUUAUGAGUUUGGAACUAAGCAAUUCAUAACAUAAAUAACUGUAAACAGUCUAUCACCUAGUAUGACAUCAUAUGGCGAAUCUCCCGUUAAUGACAUGUAAUAUUUGUGGAGAGCUUCAGAGUUACAACUGUAACGCAAUUCGCAAUAUCGUGGGUACAAAAUGUCAGUUAAAUGUUAUUUAAACAACAAGAUAUUCAUCUUUAAGUUUGUCCCUCCGGGAUUAAGGCUUUCUACAUCUUCUUGUUUAAUCAGUUCUCUCAUGUUUAGUUUCCAGAGCAUGUUGUUGGUAACUCCGAGGUUCUUCACAUGCUGGUUGGAAUCAUGGAACCACGGCAGGUAACUACCAACAAACGAUCACGUUUCUUACUUCGUUAAAAUGAAUUCCAGUCUGACUUUUGAUUAAAAUCGACAAGUACAUUGGAACCUCUUUUAGCGCCCCUCCCCCCUGGGGAGGGGGGGGGGGGGUUAAAGUGGAUGCUCAAUAGAGGUUCCAUUUACAGUGAUGACGGACAGUUUUGUCCGCUUGAAUCCGGGUAACUGGCCGCUAAAUAGAGUGUGACCGGUUAAUAGGACAUUGCUCAAUAGAUGUUCGACUGUACUCAGCAAAGAGAAUCAUAUAAACCUUGUGCUUGUAAUUUUUUGGUAACUUUGGUAACUGUGUGAUGCUUGUGAAUAAAACUACUGAUUGCCUCAUACUAAUUGCUGUACUCUCCUAAUUGUGUUUUUGUUUCUUGUUUCUUUGUUUUUUUUUGUUUUGUUUUGUUAGUUAAACCAGCUCAUGAGUGAGAUAACAUUAGGAGAGUUGACGAUAUUUGGAGAAGAUAGUAAACUUGACUCGUUGUUAGGUAAUCAGCCUACUUUUUCACUUGCUAACAAACAGUACUGACCGGUGUCUAUAGGAAUCCGUUUAACCUUUAUCACUUAUCGCUUUAGUCGAGGAAGACACUAUAUUCGUAAUCUCACGAGCGUGGGACGAAGCCGAAAAGUUUCCGAGUCUUCAGCCGGAUUCGAACCUAGAACUUACCACAAUACUAAGCGGCGAUCUCUUCCUUGAGCUGCGCGGAACUUAAGGCGUGUUCGAUUGAUCCUAUUUCGGGGUAAGAAUUAAUCGAAUAAAAUCUAGAAAUCACUUGUUUUUGGCUUUUAUUGUAUUUCAAUAUUUACAGAACUGCUUGAAAUAACAUAUUCCUCUAUACAUAAAGUUUAAAUGGUCCAAAAAUCACGGUAGAAGAGAUUUCUAGCAAAAAUUUUGGCGUGUUCUAAUUCCGGAGUACGAUCAAUCGACCGCACCCUGCUGGCCAGGCCGUUUGCUUUUAAGUUUUUUUGCAAAUAGCCGUCACUGCUAAGAUAGCAUAUUUUUAGGGUGGUAGUUAGCUUGUCACGGAUAACUGAUGAGUAAGUUGUCGCGGCGGAAAGAUAAUAGAGUUUAUGGUGAUCUAUUACUGAAUACAUGUAAUUUUUUUCUAGAAAGCACUCUUGAAUGGGAAUCAUUUGAACAGCAGUGUGUUUGGCACUUGAUCCAAGCUGAGGAUGUGUUACUGGAGUCUUUUGUUAACAUUCUUCCUUCUCUCAAGCAAGAUCAACAUGCAGAGGCCUUGUCAAACUUACUUAUUCUCAUGAAAAGUGUUUCGUAAGUCUUUUUUUUUUUCCAUUGUUUUCAUGUUUACGGGUGUUGCGCAUUGAUCCGUCGAUGGUCAUGGCGAUAUUUUGCCAUAAUGUGCAAACUCUUUUGGCGGAAGAGGUGCUGAAAUUUUAAAUGAGAUUUCUCCUUUUGAACGCAGACGUGUACGUGUGGAAAUUAUAAUAAGUGGUUAAAAUGCUUUGUUUAUAGUAUAAGUGCAUUUAGCUGUUCUAGCUGACCUGAUCCAACGAACAAUACAUAUAAACUGUCAGGAGUCUGCAACCAGUUGGCGAUUUUCACGCGUGAACUUGAACUUGGGGCGACUGAAAAACAAAUUCAGCUAGUGGUCGUUAGCAGAGCGGGUCCUGAACUCGGACCCGCCAGAUUACUACUCCGACGCGCUGAAAAGUCUGUCACGCUGCCUGUUGUAGAUAUGUUUAGUCUUGUUAAGUUCCGUGCCAACACAUUGCCAUGUUAAAUCAUUGAACUUUUUACGGUAUUCAUUUCGCGUUCUCAUUUUAAGCGCGUUUGUUGUAGUCCUUCAACAGAUCUAGUGAUUCCAGUCCUUUCCAUGGAGUGCUCUGACAAGAGGCCUGGAAAUCAGUUCAGUGUCUCGUUGCUUAGGUACUGGGCACAGGAAUACUCAAGGGAACUGGCGCAGCUUAUUGGUCAGCAGCUGUGCAAACAAGCUUCUGCCGGCAAGAAGAGAAAGUAAUUCUGUUUUCAUAAUGGUUGUCAUAAGUAUGUUGAAUACCAUGGUGAACGUAGAACUGAUUUAAGGACUGUUGGUUACAGUGCUAGUCUUGAUUUCUGGAUCUUUGAGCUCAUCGAUAAAGACGCGAUAAUAAUGGUCAUUUGUCAGUUAAGCCUGUUGGAGUUUUGCGAAGUCAUUAUAAUAAGUCCAUCUAUUGCAGUAGACAUUUCGUAGCCCCCUAUUUUCUUGUAUUUUUGUUCGACAAGCUCGUUAAACUGGACGUGUGUGCUACUCGGGAAUGCAAGUGGGUGGCGUUUGAGAGGGGUGAAAUUUUGUCAUAAAUCCAAUCUCUUCCUCCACACCCUUAUGAUUCGCUCAAUCGUCAUUUAUCGUGUUGCUACCAGAUUGGUUUGCGCUGAGAGAAUGGCAUGAAAGGCUGUGAACAGUCUAAUACACUGUAUUGCAGUUUCGAUACAUGCAUAACUCAAUGUGGGUUUUUUAAGGCUUUGUUUUUUCCGAUUUGAUCUGUGUACUGUACGUUUUCUUGUAGGAAUGCAAAGAGCCAGCCAGGUACCAACUUAGAGCUAGUUCUACAUCAUUUAGACUGGCUGCACAAGAUCUGCCAGGAACAAGAAGACAUGAGUUGUAAGUAUUAUUACAUCGUUGCAUACGGCACUUCUGUCAUGUAUUAACCUAUAACAGAUGACUCAGCUGACCAGCAGUCUCUCAGUAGCUACUUCGCGUCUUUGAAUGGCUUCUAUGUAACGCAAUCGACUCGAUUUCUGUUAUGGGUGUUGCUAGAACAAACUAUACUGAUAUCUCAUUUCUAGCUGGUUCCUGGCGGUAUGAUAAUAGUCGGGAUCCAAUUCUUUACUCUACAGCCUAAGAAAACCAGCAGGCGGCAUUUCCCAGCGCUACCACUGGUUUCCCCGCGAAAUAACGUCUGACAAACGAGCGCAGAAAUUUCAUGCUGACCAGAUGUGGAUGGUGCCUCUGAUUGGCUGAAGCAAGUUACUCUCGUGGCACAACCAAUCAGGGGCCUACCCAGGUCUGGGUAGUGAAAACGUCAUCAGUAUUUCUGCACUCGUUCCUCAGACGUGUUUUCGCGGGGAAACUAGCGGCACUGGCGUUGCAUAAUGUCAGCUAUCACUCACGCUUUUUCGAUGCCUUGACAAAUUUGCCCCAGUUGUUCAAACGUUGCAUAGCGCUAUCCAGCAGACAAAUCACCAUCCAGCGGAUAAGUAGUAGGGAAAUUAAUUGUGUUACUGACUGAAUAGUGAUUUAUCCAAUGGAUAGUGUUAUCCACCUUUUUACCAACUGAGCUCCUGUCCUUCUCAUCUCCGUGUCCACUAUCUCAACGUCUGUUACGAGCCAUCUCAUUUGGUAUCGUCAAACCAACAUUUCCCCAUGAAAGGUCCACAAUAUGUUAGUUUUAUUUCGCUGCAUUCUCUCUAAACUGUCUUAUUUUUACUUCUCAUAGUUUUCAAACAUGAAGGUCUGAGAUCAGCUUUGGAUCAAGUUAAACUAACAGCAAGUGAAGCAAGGAAAAACAAGUAUGUCAAGUUCAUUUACGGGUUUAUUCCAGUUUCAAAGCUUACUAUUAAGUUCUGUGACACAUUAUUGUUCAUUCGUGAUUUUAAAGUUUGAAGCAGAAAACAGACCUUUAUUGGUGUGUUACUGUGUAACUCAGUGGCGUUGUAGAAUGUUUUAUUUUAGGUGCACACAACAUAAAAGCUGCGUUUACACCUGACUUUGCCCCAAACCUUCCCUUGAAGAAACAGCUUAGGUUGGACUUUCUCUGGGUUUUGAUCACUUCAUGUUUUCGUUUACACGUCAAUAAAUUGGCCAAGGGGAAUAUGUCUAGGGAUAAAAAUGAACGGUCCCUAACCGUCUCUGCCACUACGCGUUGCGAAUGGGUUGUGUGUUCCUUGUAUAAUCUGUAAAAUUUGUUUGUUGUCAGGUUUAAGCUGUUGUUUUCGUUGUGCGAUGACAAGGACUCUAGAAAAAGGACAACACGCGCUUCCAUAAUGGCUGCCAACAGAGCUGCAUCCUCAUCUUCUGAGAGCGAAGAGGUUAGCUAAUAGCCUAAUAGCAUAUAUUGGGUAUCUUGAAUUUUGUAAGAUUUCAUUCAAGUAAGAAUCUCCCAAUGUAAGAGAAUCCGGAUUCCGGAAUCCGAGAAAUUUUUACUUGUGGAAUGUGGAAUCCUGGCCUUUGGAAUACGGAAUACUGUUCAAGGAAUCUGGAAUCCCACUAACAAUUGGAAUCCGCAAUCCAUGAUGUGGAAUCCAGAAUCCAAGACUGUCUUGUAUUCUCUUACUUGGGGUAAUAAGUACAAGUAUGGAAAGAAAAGUGAAUCAACAGGAUUAUACUGUCAGUGUCAGAAGGUGCAAAAGUGGCCUUAGUUACGAAGACUUUUUUGUUUGAGUGCGGACUGACGGGACGGCGCAAUUGAGAAUGCUGUGGAGCACUUUGUGUUUUUCUAAUAUUUACACUGUAUAAGAAAUGUUUGUAAAAGAAAGUCAGUACUGAAAUGUUAAAGUGUCGGACGAAACGUUUCGGGAAAAACUCGUUCAUCAGUCGUUGGAAAUGUUUGUUAAAACCGCUCGUAAAAUCAACCUUUGAAUUACGCCUCACGGUUUUAUCAACCAUUUCCUACCACUGAUGAAAGAGUUAAUUCCAAAGAGUUUCCUCUGUAACUUCAACACUUCAGAACAGUUUUUUCUCGAACACGUUAUAAAUUCAGAAAGAAAACGCAAAGGAAAUUAAUAUUUAAUGAGUGUUUGAAAUCAGAUGGAAAACUCCUCAUUUUUGCAUCCUAAUCAUAAUCCUUAAUUUCUUCCUCUAAAGUCAAGCAAACAUACCACACAGUAUUUGAUCACAAUAUCACCUACCUUGACGUUUGUCAAAAUACUCCACUGCGCGUCGUAUUUUCAAUGCGGAGUCGUAUUUUCAUGGCAUUUCUCAGUGUUUAAACGUGUGAUGGAACACACUCUUUACUCAUGUUUGAUAUAUUACGUCAAGGCAAUCCCGCCGCUCUCUCCUCUAAGUCAAGUGUUACUUCCGGCAUGGAGGAGUUGUUGCGUUUCCUUUGCAGUUUUGCUUUCCUUUUGUUUGUUUCUUGUACUUUAAUUCUUGGUUUAUGUGUAGUGUGUCGGUGAUAAAAUACAUAAAUACAAGAAUCUAGACUUUUCUGUAAAAUAAAAUCACCAGUGCGAGGCAAUCUCGAGGCACUUUCAUCAUGUAGGCGACAAAGAUACAACCCAUCCUCUCCAAGAUCAAGUGGUAAUUCAUCCUUUUAGCCGUCUGGUAACUGAUUAAGGUCGUCUUAGUUUAAGAGGAUUCAUUUCAAUUCUAUAUAUAUAUAUUUUUCUAUACAUAGGAAGAAGAACCAGCCGUCAAGCCUCGUAACGCUAAACGGAGAAGGAAAACUAACACGACUGUUGAUUCAGACAGUGAUGAGUGA